Cimex lectularius (bed bug) is the source of this 1825-nucleotide messenger RNA. RefSeq names its product tubulin polyglutamylase TTLL6 (gene TTLL15). Gene Ontology annotation, biological process: protein modification process. Bases 233 to 1738 code for a protein of 501 amino acids. The transcript is spliced from 9 exons. The record is from RefSeq and is a predicted model, not a curated record. Lineage: Eukaryota; Metazoa; Arthropoda; Insecta; Hemiptera; Cimicidae.
CCUUAGGGACGGUUUCCUUUGCAGUUGCCGUUAACCGUUAACCGUAGCUAUUCCUUCUCCUUUGCAAACUUUCUCCUCACUUUCCCCAGUGGCUAUUUUUCGACUUCGACCUUUCCGGUAUGUCAGUGAUAUCAUUUAAGUCACGUUACUUGAGCUAGGCGUCCAAACGAAGUGAAAGUCCUAGCAAUGACUGCUGACCCGCUGUUAACUAGUUAAUUAAUAGAAAUAAAAUAUGAGAACCUGCUAUGUCUUAAGUGCUAUAUACGUAUGCUGGUCGAGGAAAAUGAUAAUUCAAAAGAAAUGGGGCAGUUUCAAAACGCUGUGCAUUUUCGUUUUGUGCUUCUGCCUCGGCCUUGUCCUUUUGAACCUGUCUCAUUUGAAGUGUGUGAAACAAGAGAAUACGAACAGGUUCGAAAGCCAUCUCCGUGCGCCGAAGCCGGCGGUCGAUUCUCCGAUCUAUGUGGUGUAUGGGAAAAGAGUCGACACGGGCCACCUUAGACACGUCUUCGAUAUGUUCAAAUUGUUCGGAUACGAACGGAGAGAUCUCAAUGCGAGCAAGUGGGAUGUCAUGUGGGCCCACGACUACCCUUUCCAGAAGCUUUACAGUUCGGUGAAAAACCUUAAACCACACCAGAAGAUCAACCACUUUCCUGGUAGUGGAUUUAUAACCAACAAAAUGGACUUAGCGACCACAGGUCUAACGUUUAUUCCGAAAGCAUUCAAAAUUCCUCAGCAGAAGGAGCAACUCCUGCAAUACGCUAAGACACACACUUUGAAGAAAUUUGUGCAAAAAAGUAACGACCAUAGGGGCAUCAAGAUUAAGAAGUUUGAUGAAAUAAAUUUCACGCAAAAUGACAGUUUUGUCCAAGAAUUUAUAGAUAACCCGCUGCUCGUCGAUGGAUACAAAUUCGACAUUGGAGUUUACACGAUUAUCACAUCUUUUGACCCUCUACGUGUCUACAUAUACAACGGAGAUGCUUUAUUCAGAUAUUGCCCAGAGAAAUAUUAUCCAUUUGAUGACAAGCAUUUGGACAAGUAUGUAGUCGGAGACAAUUAUCUGCCAACUUGGGAAGUGCCAUCGCUCAGAAAGUUAUACAAAGACAUGGGCUAUUCAAUGAAGCAAUCGUUUAAUGGGUACAUGAAGUUAACCGGUCGAGAUCCGUCUAUAAUAUGGCAGAAAAUAGAGGAAGCGAUAAAGGAAAUCUGCUUGAAUAAGGAGCCUCAAGUAUUAAAAUAUCUAUCAUUGUACAAAUCCAAAAGGAACUUUUUUGAAAUGGUCCGAUUUGAUUUUGUCGUCGAUAACGAUCUAAAUGUCUUCGUUAUGGAGGUAAACAUGUCUCCAAAUUUAUCAUCUGCUCAUUUCUUAGAAAAUCAAAUCUUAUAUGAACAAGUGCUGUACAAUCUUUUCCACCUGUUGAACUUUGGAAAUAAUGGGUUUUUAAAAAAACGGAAUAUCCAAGUAUCAGACAAAAAUAUUGUUGUAAAUCCAGAAGUGUGUUCAGGAUGCAGUGAGUGCAUGGCUCCUGAAUGCGAAUUGUGUCUCCAGUGCCUUAAUUCGGAAUCAAAAGCAAUAAUAAAAGACGCGUACCUCGAGCAUACAAACAAGCACGACUGUAAAAGAAUUUUCCCAUCAAAUGUGGACGAUGAGAUGCUUUAUGAUGGAACGUUAAGUCCUGAGAACAGAUUUAUGGUUAAAUGGUUCAAAGCCAAGUGUUCAGAAGACAAAAGUUGGUGCUAAUUAUUAAAUUAUUUACUGUGCUUCAAUUUCUGAUUAUGUUCUAAUCGUUGAUGUGUUCCAUGAAUAAUUAUAGUAUUUUGUUAAUUA